GGUUUGAUGGCCCUGGACUCACCGUACACAGGCAUUGUGAACUACAGGCAGGUGGUCCUCUCUUACGCCGAAGACUUCCAAGCAGCCGGGGGGACGGUCCUGACUGGCUUUGAGGUGGAAGACAUGAAGAUGACAAAAGAAAGCCCUGCGGGAAGUAAAGAAGGAAUGAAAUAUCCCAUUGUUGUUAGAAGUUCCAAGGGCAAGGAAAUCCACUGCAGGCACAUUGUAUCCUGCGCAGGGCUGUACUCGGACCGCCUCUCGCAGAUCAGCGGCUGUAGCCCGGAGCCUCGCAUCGUGCCUUUCCGUGGCGACUACUUGGUGCUCAAGCCAGAGAAGAGCUACUUGGUCCGAGGAAACAUUUAUCCGGUGCCUGAUCCCCGUUUCCCCUUCCUGGGCAUCCAUUUCACCCCGAGGAUGGACGGUAGCGUCUGGCUGGGGCCGAAUGCCGUGCUGGCCUUCAAGCGGGAGGGGUACAGAUUUUAUGACUUCAGCCUCCGAGAUUUCGUGGAUGCCACUGCUUACAGUGGUUUGUGGAAACUGGUGUGCAGGAACUUCUCUUAUGGGAUGGGUGAAAUGUACAGAGCGUGUUUCCUUAACGCUCAAGUGAAGGAGCUCCAGAAAUUCAUACCCGAAGUUACCAUCAAUGACAUACUCAGGGGUCCUUCUGGCGUCAGAGCGCAGGCCUUAGACAGCAACGGGAACUUGAUAGACGACUUUGUGUUCGACGGCGGCACGGGAGAGAUCGGCAGCCGGAUCCUCCACGUCAGAAACGCCCCCUCACCGGCGGCCACCUCCUCCUUGGCUAUCGCGAACAUGAUUGCUGACGAAGCAGAGCGGAGGUUCGAACUGUGACAGGAACCCUGGAGCCGCUGGGCUCUUCCACCCACUUGGUGCUCAGAGGCUGUGAUUUGAGCGAUUGCCGUCAAAGGCACCGCAAGGGAAGCUGCUCUUUUGGGGAGGAGCGGCUGGAAACAGACUGGGCCGCCGGCUUAGCAGUGGGCCCGGCGGAAGCCACGAGCAUCCCAGGGUUCCGACCAGUUAAAGCAGAACAGCCAGGCCUACGCGCGCCCCUGUGAAUUUGGCAGGAAAGACAGGUCCGCUGCGGGUCCUCAAGAGUGCCUAGAAUUCCACGGUCCCCCUUUCUAGGCAAGUUAUUAUUACGUGGCGGGGUUUGCAGAGAGAGGGAGGCAAGGCAAGUGGGCCCAUGCUCCGGCUUCUUGUUUCUAUUCGCGCGGUACCUCGAGGCCCUCCUUUUGAACUGUGACUGCAUCACCUGCCUCCCUUCCCUCCCUCUGUAAAUCCCCUGAAGAAGUCAGAACAGCGGACGUGGUCCAUCCAAGUGGCUGCUUCCACAGGUGGGGACUCUCCAUCUAGGGGCAUGUUCAUCUCAAUGUUUGGCCCUGCCGUGUCUGCGCCAGGCCACGCGGAGGGAAUUCAAGACCCCGGUGCCGUCCUGGCAGUGGCAGGGACCACGCUGCAAGCCCCUAGAAAAGAGGGCCUGCUCUUCACGGUGCCAGCUUGGCUUCCCUUCCCUGCCAAAGAGAGCAGAGGAAACUGUUCUCUGUGCCUUCAGGGAAUCCGUCCUAGGAAACGGCUUGCUGGGAGCUGAGAAACAGCUCACUUUUGAAGUAAAAGAAUGGCUUGUCCUGGCGUAUAAGGUAAUUUAUUUUUUUUACGGCCGGAGGAAUUCUCGUUCUCUCCAGACCACGCGGGCUAACGAAGAAAUGGUUUCAGUUUAAUCACGCGACCAAAUACGCACACAUCUGUAAUCUUCCCGCUGUGGAUGCUCCGGCCAUGCAGAGAUUUCAGGAUAGAUGAGUAUUGAAUUUAAAUGCAGGGUAUUUUUGUAAAACGUAACACAGGGAAGGCGUACAAGG
Molecule: messenger RNA, 1877 nt
Organism: Gekko japonicus
Lineage: Eukaryota; Metazoa; Chordata; Lepidosauria; Squamata; Gekkonidae
Product: L-2-hydroxyglutarate dehydrogenase, mitochondrial-like
Exons: 6
Molecular function (GO): (S)-2-hydroxyglutarate dehydrogenase activity; (S)-2-hydroxy-acid oxidase activity
Source: RefSeq, a predicted model, not a curated record